Molecule: messenger RNA, 3621 nt
Organism: Trachemys scripta elegans
Lineage: Eukaryota; Metazoa; Chordata; Testudines; Emydidae
Product: zinc finger and BTB domain-containing protein 8A-like
Exons: 4
Coding region: 299-1738 (479 amino acids)
Biological process (GO): regulation of transcription by RNA polymerase II
Molecular function (GO): DNA-binding transcription factor activity, RNA polymerase II-specific; protein binding; RNA polymerase II cis-regulatory region sequence-specific DNA binding
Source: RefSeq, a predicted model, not a curated record
CGAGCUCGAGCAGCGGAAGCUGCUGCGUUGUGCCUGCAAUCGGUGCGUUGCCCCUUUAAUUGUGUCCCCAGCCCUCGGGCGUCUCUGUCCAACGCCCACGUCAGCAAAUACCUUUUGUUUCUCUCACGUUCGGGCUUCCAGCGGUAAGAGCGGCGGGACCCGCAAAUUGCAUUCAAGCGGCAAAGAGCCCCAGCCCGGGGGGUUGGGGAUCCCGCACCCACCUCCCGCUCUCCCCGGCUCAGCCGCCGCAGCCCGCGGAACCCAGCCGAGCAACGCUUCCUGUUCCCCUGUGUUUGGAAUGGAGAUUUCUUCCCAUCAAUUCCAUCUCCUGCAGCAACUGAAUGAGCAGCGCAAGCAAGACUUAUUCUGUGACUGCUGUAUUCUGGUUGAGGGGAAGGUUUUCAAAGCGCACCGAAAUGUGCUGUUUGCCAGUAGUGGUUAUUUCAAAAUGCUCCUUUCCCAGAGCUCAAAGGAGACCUGUCAGCCAACCACAGCUACCUUCCAGGCCUUUUCUCCUGACACGUUCACCGUUAUUCUGGAUUUUGUGUAUUCUGGCAAACUCUCUCUCACUGGCCAGAAUGUCAUUGAGGUCAUGUCCGCGGCUAGUUAUCUUCAGAUGACUGAUGUUAUUAGUGUUUGUAAGACCUUCAUUAAGUCAUCACUGGACAUCAGUGAGAAGGAGAAGGAUAGAUAUUUCAGCCUGUCAGACAAAGAUGUAAAUUCCAAUGGUGUGGAACGCUCAUGCGUGUAUGGUGCUGAUUGGAGAACAGAGAACAGUCCCCCUCAUUCUCACUUAAAUCCUGAUCAAGGGACUUGUGUGAUGAGUGGCAAUGCUUGGAGCAAUUUCAGCUACUAUCCAACUUCUCAGAGAAAUGCGCAGCAGCUGGCCAAACAUGACCAAAGGCAGGAUUCCAUUAAAAAAACUAGACACUUAGGAUUGCAACAAUCCUCAGAUAUUCCCCAUUAUAAAUCAAGCAAGCUUGAAGACCGAUCCUCAGACCCCACUAGCCACAUUUCUCAAUCUGAGGAGGAAGUCCAAAUUGACACAGAAAUUGACUCUGCCCAUGCUGGGUACCAAUAUGGUCAGGGGUCUGAUGUGAUGCCAAGGAGCUUGGGUGUGUCACAGCAAGAGCAUGAAUCACCCCAUUCUUCUAGCAAGUCAAAGUCCUCAAAAGCAGAUGAGCAAUAUGGCAACAUGCCCUCAAUUUUAGGUGUAAUGGGGAGCUGGGCUGAAGAUGAUCUGCCCAGGAUGAGAUUCAAGUGCCCAUUCUGCACUCAUGUGGUGAAGCGAAAAGCAGACCUAAAGCGCCACCUUCGUUGCCAUACAGGAGAACGACCUUAUCCAUGUGAGGCAUGUGGAAAAAGAUUUAGCAGGCUAGACCACCUAAGUAGCCAUUUUCGAACAAUUCAUCAGGCCUGUAAGCCAAUCUGCAGAAAGUGUAAGCGCCACGUGACUGAGCUAACAGGGCAAGUGGUCCAAGAGGGGACAAGACGUUACAGACUCUGUAAUGAGUGUCUGGCUGAAGCUGGCAUAGACAGCAUCCGCAUUGACUUGGAGGCUGAACCACCGCUUGAAUUUCCACAAGAAGGGGAUAAAGAUUCCAGGUGGCACUACAAUGAAGACAACAGAUCUGAUGUGGAGAUUGUGGAGGAUGGGUCUACUGACUUGGUCAUCCAACAGGUUGAUGAUAGUGAAGAUGAAGCAGAAGAACAGGAAGUCAAGCCAAAUAUUAGGUAGCUGUGAGUGAACUGAGAAUUAGUAAAUCUCCCCUCUUACAUUGACUUACAGUGUCUUGACCAUUAGCCCCCAACCAGCCUGUUGUUAAUAUACAAAGAUCUACUAUAUUGGCUUCUUAUGAACUUGUCUAAACUUGCAUGCAUUUAUGGACAUGCCAUUGAGUCCAUUUUGAAUUUUGUUACUCAAAGUAUCAAUAUUUUGCUUCAUUAGAAAGAAUCCAUCCUGAGAUGGAAUAAUGGAUGAACAAUGAGACUGAACUACUACGAUAACUUUAUAGCAGACAGUGGUUCCCUUCUCAAACCUUUUUCCAUUGUGUGUGUGGGGGUAAAAACACUUUAAAAUUUCACAUUUCACUGUAAAUUACCCUAUUUUAAAACUUUUAUAGGUGGCGGGGGGGUGGGGGAGAGUGGAGUUUAUAUCCAGUAUCACCUGGUGACAGCUAAAUAUAAAAGGUAGCCCAGUAUAGAACAUAAACAAAAUCUUCUUUAAAAUCCAGAAAUGAGGGUGCCCGUCCAUGGAAUUUAAUAAUUUCUUGAUAUCAAGUUUAGAGAAGCCAGAAAAAGUUUUCAGAAAUAUUGUAUAUAAAAUGUUUUAGAUGUGAUAGCACAUAUCUGGAAAAGCACUUUUUUGUAAAACUUCUUCUAAGAAAAAAAAAAAAACAGCAGCAGACCAUUCAUUCAGGAAAAUUUUCCCAGAAAAUAAACAAAUGGAUAUAACUUCUAGUCAAUGCAUCACAGAUCAAGUGAUGUCUGAGAGAAAUCAAUCAUUGAUACCGCUAAAUGUCUUAUUCACUCUGAAAAUCGGGAAUACUCAUUCUUCCCAUCAAAAUCCACUCAGUCUUUUGUUAAUUACCGAAGGAAAGCAAUUUUUUUAAAUAAUGAAUUUUUGUACUUCUCAAAAGUGCCAAACUGACAUGACUGAGAAUUGUAUGUAGUGUAGUUGUAGCUGUGUCAGUCCCAGGAUAUGUGAGAGACAAGGUGGGUGAAGUAAUAUCUUUUAUUGGACCAACUUAUGUUGGUGAGAGAGACAAUCUUUCAAGCCACAUAGAGCUCUGACCUGAAGAAGAGCCCUGUGUUGUUCAAAAACUUGUCGCUCUCACCAACAGAAAUUUGUCCAAUAAAAAGAUAUUACAUCACUCACCAUGACUCAGAUUUGUUAAUUAGAACAGGUACAGCACAAUCAAUGACAGUUCAGGCUUCCCAAAACUACUGUAAAGGAAACACCUUCAGGGGGUGAAAAGGGUUGUUUUAGCCUUCAUGCUAGUUCCUUCCUUGUCCACACAUUACAUUAUCAACAAUGGUGUCCCCGCUAACUAACCUGUACACCUGGUAAUUAGAAACUGAACUAAUACCAACUAAUUUUAAUCUAAGUCACUGAAUAUUUUGGUCCAUAGUGGUCUGUACUCAAUUUGAACUGGUGAGUUUAAGGUAAAAGGGUCCCCACAUACUUACUGUUCCCAAAGUCAUUGUCACCAGGAGAACCUUGUAAUCUUCUUUUUCUAAGCUAUCUCAGUGAACAGUAUACACUGAAAACCAUAUAUACAAUUGGUUACUUUGUCUACAAUUAGAAUACAAGAGGUCAUUAGUGCCAACCAGAGAAUGCUGCUGAGACAAAAUAAGCCACUUUUACUCUCUGAUAAAGUGAGUUAACCAGCACUGCAAACAUGAAACAAACACAUGCAUGCUACUAGUGUGCUUUUCUACAAUCUCCUCUUGGACAGAAAUAAUUUGGAGUUGGAUAAUUUAAAGAUAAUUGGACAUAAUUAUUAAAAGCUUCAUCCUGCCCUCAUGGAAAUUACUGGUGUUAUCCUUUAUUUCAAUGGAUGCAGGAUUAUGCCUUAAAUUUCUGUUUUCCAUAAAUCUGCCUGGUCUGAAUUUUUCUCU